CAUGCCCAGCAUCCUUGACUGGACGGAUGAUGGCUUCAGCAUGUGUUUUGGCGUCAACCACUUGGGGCACUUCCUUCUAACCAACCUGCUUCUUCCUCGCCUGAAGGAGUGUGCCCCCAGCCGGGUGGUGACCCUCACAUGCUCCACUUACAAAUACCAGAAAUUGGACUUCCAGGACCUCAAUUACAACUUGCUUCCCUUUUUCACCUACUGCCGCAGCAAGCUGGCGAAUAUCUACUUCAGUCAGGAACUGGCUCGCAUCGCUGACGGGAAAGGAGUGACUUCAUAUGCUGUGCACCCUGGUUUUGUGCAAAGCAGCUGGACAUGCCACUACUCUUUCCUGUUCCGGAUGCUGAUGCAGGUGAUCAUGUGGAUGUUUUUUGUGCCGUGUGAGAUUGGAGCUCAGACUGUCAUCUACUGUGCCGUGUCAGAUGAAGCUGCCAAACGCAGCGGGGGGUACUUCGUCGACUGCCGACCUGCAGUGCUCCGUCCUUUUGCAAAAGAUGCAGGUGUGGCCAAAAAGCUGUGGGAGGCCAGUGAGAGACUGGUGAAGCUGGCUUAACUGAGGAAUCUGAAGGCACUUUUGAAAUGACCUCACCUCUUCUUGUCCUUUUUCUAUAUUAUUUAUGCAUAUUUUGUUAUGUUUUUGUGAACAUUUUGCUUUGUAAAUUCUCUUUUAUGUACUUGUGUAUUUCAAGUAAAAUACUUUAUUUUACAAACACAAAUUUUUGUGGAAGACUUACCCUGCCUUAUUUCUCUUGCAUUUGUACAUGAAUAUUCAUUUAAUGAAUCAGUGACUUCAUGGUUUAAACACUUG
Molecule: messenger RNA, 817 nt
Organism: Pundamilia nyererei
Lineage: Eukaryota; Metazoa; Chordata; Actinopteri; Cichliformes; Cichlidae
Product: retinol dehydrogenase 14-like
Exons: 2
Coding region: 2-562 (186 amino acids)
Source: RefSeq, a predicted model, not a curated record